CCCUAACGAUGCCGCUUCAUGAAUCAUCCGAGUGCAUCCCGUGGACUGUUGCGGUCACCACUGAAUGUCUAGCGAUAGUCAUCCUUAAUAUCAUCACCAUUAUUGUAUUUGUGAAGCAGCGUCAGCUAAAGCGCCGAAGUACAUACUUAAUCAUCCACCUGGCGAUAGUCGAUCUCUUAGUCGGGGCAGUCUCAGGACCAGUUUAUAUUUACUGGUUAGGGAGUUUUUGCGACCUAUGGGAAUUAGCUUUGACCAGUGACAGCCAUCGAAAACUGCUCAACAUAUUACUUCAGCGCUUCCCUUUUGCUUCUCUUCUGAAUCUCGCUGCCAUUUCAUUAGAGAGGGUGCAUGCAACAUUGUGCCCAUUCAGACAUCGUUUGAUUCAAAAAUGGGUUUAUGGAGUUAUGAUAAUUGUAAUUUGGUUUACAAAUAUCACUGUAGCACUCAUAGAAAGAGCCACAAGCAGUGGCAUUUUUUACUUUACAUCUUUUCUUUUUUUUCUCUUUAUCAUUUCUGUGUCUUACAUUUCUAUUUUUAUCAAAGUCCACUUAAGUCGUUCUUUACCGCGCCAUGGCGCAGCAGCUGCGAGGGAAAGAAAAUUAACGAGUAUCUUAUUCAUGGUUACCCUAACGUCUUUAUUUAUGUGGUUUCCAUCAGUGAUACAGACUGGGAUGUACAUUUUUAGUUUUCCGUUACUCAUCAACUCUUUUUGGGUGCCAUACUUUCAAAUCAUAAUGGUGGCAUUAUACUUGGCCAACUCGCUAAUAAACCCCAUAGUCUACGCCAUGCGGAUGCCAGAAUUAAGACAAGGAAUAAAACAAAUUAUAUUACGCAUGACCCCAAACCAUAUAAACCCGGGGGAAAUACCUUUACGUGAUUUUUAGCAAGUUUUUCUUGUGAACUGUCUUGGACUUCCAGGAGUUAUUAACAUAUGACUUCGCCUUAUGCUAUCACUACGCUGUUCCACAAUCAAAAGAUGAUUAUUGGGAAACGCAUCAGCUAUAGGCUGUUUUCUCUUGAGAUAAAGCCAAAUUCUCUUUGCUAUCCACAAGGAGAUCAUUUUAGCUGGAGAAAAAACUUGCUUGACAUAUUUUGAAACUUAGAGGGUAAAGAUAUUAUUUUAGAAAUAAGGUUAGGUUCACUGAUAUAAUUUAGAAUUUUGUAUGCAGCGUAAAACUCGAUUAUAAUGAAAUAAUGUAAUUCGCGGCCUUUUGCGAAGAAAAUUUAAAAUAGUCAUUUUUUUCUCUACUUUCAAUUUCCUAAAAUGAUGUUGCAAUUUAUAAUACAGCGAUAUCCAACAGGAAAUAAGAUAGAAGCAUCUGAAUUCUUUUUGGCGCUACAAGCACAACCAGUACAAUCAUAUCAUCACACA
Molecule: messenger RNA, 1372 nt
Organism: Stylophora pistillata
Lineage: Eukaryota; Metazoa; Cnidaria; Anthozoa; Scleractinia; Pocilloporidae
Biological process (GO): G protein-coupled receptor signaling pathway
Cellular component (GO): plasma membrane
Molecular function (GO): G protein-coupled receptor activity
Source: RefSeq, a predicted model, not a curated record